Coccidioides immitis RS is the source of this 2817-nucleotide messenger RNA. RefSeq lists its product as uncharacterized. The record is from RefSeq and is a predicted model, not a curated record. The coding region runs from base 1 to 2817 and encodes 938 amino acids. Lineage: Eukaryota; Fungi; Ascomycota; Eurotiomycetes; Onygenales; Onygenaceae. Gene Ontology annotation, biological process: regulation of synaptonemal complex assembly; meiotic cell cycle. The transcript has 19 exons.
AUGGAACUACACCGGAAAUCCCGCAGGGAGCAAUUGAAGUCUAUCACAGAUCUUGCAGAAUCUCUGUACGUAGACGUCGGUGGAAACGGCAGCCCCUGCAAUAUAACUGCACAAAGCAAAUUCACAGCCCUCCGUCAACAUAUCGAAACUGCCUCGCGGAUAACACGGGUGCCUGAAUCAUCAGCUAGAGAAGCACUGGAUGCUAUGGGGACAAAGCUUUGGAAUGCAUGUACUAGGAGUAUGAGAAAGGAUGGACUGGCGGACGACAUCGUUAAGUUCCUAAGUCAAGUUAGAGCGUUUGCAUUCUUGAUACUAGAAUGCGCUGCCACACGACAGAGGGAUGACUGUUCAGAUGAAAUCCGUCUUCUCAGAACGGCAUUGAAAACUGCGAAAUCUUGCAUAGUGCUCAGUCAAUUCGACAUCGGUCUGAAAAUACUCGAAAAGGCAGCGUUGAGAGAAGAAAAGCUCUCCACAGAAUGUAGCAAUGCCGGAGAAAGGGAUGAUAUUUCGCUCAAGUUAUCGGCUGAGUAUUAUAUUCUGCGCAUUCAUCUGGCAUGGAAGCAGAGCCGGCUCGACUUUGCGGAGCAUAUGCUUUCCAAGCUUCCGCAUCAGGCCCUUCAGCAGGAUGCGGUCUUGGUAGAGCAGCUUUCGAGUCUUCUUUUCGAAGUUGGCAAAUUUCUGGUGGAAAAGAAAGAGUAUCAUGAAGCGGAUAAAUGGUUGCAGAGAGCACUGGAGACACUUUCGCAAAGGCAGCUAGAUAUGUUAAGUCCCGAUGCAAGUGAUAUGAGACUGUGUAUUAUCCAUGGGCUUGGUAUGCGGGCGAACAAUGCUUUACAUACAGCAGACUCGAGGAUAAAAGUAACUCGAUUGCUCAGUAUCCUUGAAAAUGAAUACGGUCAUAGGCCAGAAGUGAUGCUUUUGCAUCUAGAUGUGAUACAGACACAAAAGGAUCCGGAUUGUAAACAAUAUUAUGAUCGCCUCUGUGCUUUUCUUAAAACGGCUUCGGCAAGCGAGUUGAAUUUUAAACUGAUCGUCCAUCAUAUCCACCAAUUACGAAAUUGCAAUGAUCUGGCCACGGAUACCUUAGAACAACUAAUUCUUGAGCGAUUGGCUCCUUAUGGAAAUGAAACAUUUCUUGAAAGAGGCUUCGUUACGUAUGUCUGGAUGAAGACUGCGAGUCCGGGCGUAAGUGACGGCGUUGAGUCACUCCAGGGAAUCGUGACAAAGUUGAUGGAGGCUUGGAAAUUGCCACUGUCUGGGGAGGCUGCUCAUGCAUCUUUAAUUUUAAUAUGGAAGAAAGUCGCCGCAGCUUUUGACCAUAAAGAUUAUGAUACUGCCCGGAACUGGUGCCAACUAGCGCUUCAUCCGCUCUUUGCAAAUUCAGGGGAAAGCAACAAGUGCAAAAUAGAAAGGAGGUUAAUUGUGUGCGCUUUGGAAUGCAAAGCUCCGGGAAUAGCGCGAGAAGUAUUCUCCAGAUUAUCUGAAGCUUGCAAAUCGGAGGCCUUGACGAGAUACCUCAUGUACAGGGUGGCUCUGCAGGAUGAAGAUACGGAUCUAGCUCGAAACUGUUUGGAAAUCAUAUGCAAAUUUGAUACAGAGCGGCAGACGUACUUACUGGCUUGUGUUGCUGAAGCUCUUCAUAGCGGUGCUGACCGACAAGCUGCAAUUGUCUUGCAGCAGAUUCUCGACCAUUUAGAUAGCAUUUCAACCCGGCAAUUACACUUCCCUGCCCUUCUUCGGUGUACUGCUCGGCUUCUGAUAACUCAGUUAAGUCACAGUGAAUCCCAUAGGCCAGACCUUGUGGGCCAAAUAUGCAAAACAUUUGACAGUUCUGUGUCGCGCAAUGCUCUCGACCUUGGCCAACUCACUGUUCUUGAGCUUGAAUGGUUCUCUCGCAACAGCUAUAAUCUUGCGCUGCAAUACUGUACGACGUGGGGCCCUCAUCAUGUUUUGCGCCUCUUGGAUGCCUGUAUAAAGAUCAUAGCUCUGUACCCAGAGAAUUUAGGCAUAGAAGCCCGAAGAGAUAUUGAGCAGCGAAACAUUUUAUGUCAUUUCCUAGCAGCCGUAAUAGAGGUAGCACAAGCAAGGACGCAUAACGAUUCCGAAGUCCAGAACCAAUUCUAUCUUAAUGCUAGAGCGCAUAUACAGGGAUUUCGAAAGGUAGCGUUGCCUCUCUUCGAACAAUUAUCAAAUGAUGAGUCCCUAGCUGCAUUAACGGAAAAGCGUCGAACCUUACUUGCAUUCGAUUUCGAGGCAGCCGUUAGGUUGAAACAAUGGAGUAAUCUGAGUGAAAUGUUGAAUGAAUCUCGGAAGAUUGCGGAUGAAAUGCUCUAUAGUCUCUUUGCAGACGCAGUCCUAAGUUCCGAGGCGCCCGUCGAGGUGAUGCUUAAAACAUCAGAGCAAAUACUCACACAAGUGUCACAAGAGAGGAAGCACCAAAACCUGGAAAAGAUCUCCCGAUGGGUUAGGUGUGUUUUCCAGCUUUCAAUCAAAUCAAAUGCUGCAGUUGCGGAAUCAAUACUCGAUCAAGCAUACAUAUUAGCUCGAGAUGGGCCUGAAUACCAAAAACAUGAAGAAAAUAGUGAGGCGCAUCCAAACACAGAAUCAGUUUCUCGACAUACUUACCCAGAUGAGGAACUCGAAUGGUUAUCAACGACGGCGUUCAAUCUUGCUAUUGACUUCUAUUUGGCAUCUGAUGAUAUGGCAAGUCAGCGAUGGUAUGGAAAAGCGCUUGACCUAGCCCGCUUACUGCAUGAUAAUGGUGUCCUGUGGAAGACCCUGCAGGAGAAAUUUGGGAGGUUAACUUGGGAUGAUUAA